AUGACACAAACAACAAAACAGCAAAAGGACAAUCAUGAUCAACAACCAAAAAAUUCCGCUAAUGGACGUGUCCUUAGCAAUGGUAAUGUUAUUCAAGCUCACUUAGACGCCAGAGGUGAACGUUUAAAAGUCGUCGUAAAAUUAAAUGAUGGCGUCCAGAUAGAUUUUCCCGUACCUACUUCGAAAGAAGUCCGCGAUCGUUUUUUUUAUAAAAAAGCAAAAUCUUCCGAUAAACCCGCUAGACCUCCAAAUAAAUUUUUUAUCUUUCGAACCAUGUUCCAAGGUGCUGUGGACACCUUUAAACUUCAGGUUCCUAUCGUUUCCGGGAUCGCUAGUGAAGUUUGGAGAAAAUCUAGCGUCGAAGUUAAAGAGGUCUUUACGAGACUUUCCAAUAUUGCAAAAACUGAACAUGGCGAAAUUAACCCUGGUUAUGUCUAUAAACCGCAUAGAAAACAAUCGCAUUCUCAAGAUAAUGAUAAAAAUUUCGAUAUCGUUUCUCCAGAAAAAAUGAAUCUCGAUUCUAUUGAUUCCUCUCCAAGCCCUUCUUCGAGUACUCCUUCGUCGCCUUGUACUCCCACUUUACCAUUAUGGGCUUCUACUUACCCUUCGAAACUCCCCGAUACUCUUCCUCAUUCAAAUUUAUCCGGUCAACAACUCCCUCAUUUUAACGUUACUCCACAGUUUACUCUUAACGAUCUUUCCCCGAAUUCCGAUUCUUAUCCGGCAACUUUUAUGCAAUCGCAACAAUUAACUUAUUUAUCAUUCGGAGAUACUACUAUUCAACAUUUCAUACCUCAACAAAUGUUACAACCUCGUUCCGAUUCUUCUAUUGAUCAAAUUCCUUUUGUUUCCCAUCCCGAUUCUUUUCAAUUUUAUCAAGUUUCGACUUCGGGUUCUCCCACUUAUCCUUUAACAUACGACGUUCUGGUGGAUCAAAAUUGUCCGCUUAGAUUACAACCUUCCGAUUACAAUAACGAUGGAAAUUCCAUUAUGAGUUCCGUUCCGUUACCAUAUUCCAUGGAUUAUUUUCAUCCAAUGCAUCAUGAUUAG
This is a messenger RNA of Cetraspora pellucida, 1050 nucleotides long. Lineage: Eukaryota; Fungi; Glomeromycota; Glomeromycetes; Diversisporales; Gigasporaceae. The record is from the annotation of a GenBank genome assembly.